AUGGCCAGCGCAGAGUCGGGCACCUCUCGUUUCAAGACCUUCAAGUUCACAGAAAGGCCUCCUCCACCACCUCCGAAAGACCCCGCCUACCUUGUGCGCAACAACAACCGGUCCACAACUUCCCUAGGCUCUCCCGAACUCCUUCCAAGUUCUUCCCAGACCGCACCUGCGUCCCCAAUUUCGCCGUCGAUCCAGUACGCCAUACGCCGCGCGAAUUCUCCGUCACCAUCCCCGUUUUCGUCUCCAGAGAACAACCACAUGAACCAGUCAUCUACGUCUCUCCUCUCGCCCCCGACGCAGCAGCAACAGCAGCAGCCUAUCGAUGCUACCGCAAGCACGAGCACAACCCAGGGAGGCAGCAUGAGUGGGGAAGCGAGGCAGCGGCAGACGCAGAUGACGCUGACGAAGAAGGACAAGGCUCUCGCUUUUCUCAAGUUCCCGAAACGCAGUCCGCGCACGCCCCCCGCCGCUGCAUCGAGCGAGGAUGACCCAACGCCAGGUAGUGAGGACGAUGCUAUCUCGUUGCCGUGGAACUUUCAGCAUAACAUCCAUGUCGACGAAGGGUACAUGGGCAUACCUCCCUCGUGGUCCACCUCGCUUGCUGCAGCAGGCUUCACGGAAGACGAGAUCGCAGCGAUUCAAGCCCGACGGGCGGCGGGCUCCCGGUCGCCUCCCGACUUGCGGUACUUGUAUUCUGAGCGACCGAACAGCCCCGCCGUUGCUGUUGGUGGGGGGUUUCCUUUCCCUACAACGAACACGGCGCCGCCGCCGUUCAGUUCGAUGGCACCGCCGAUGCAGCAGUCGCAUUCGCUUCCCAACCCGCAGCUGCACCCACAGGGUUCGCCAUCAUUGACAUCAGCGUUCUCGCCCCCCGGCGUCCCGGUCCUGACGCACCCGACACCGCGGUCAACAUCAUUGCACCGGCUGGCUUCUUCUCCAGGAGAAUCGACAACCCCACUAGCGCCGACAGCAACGGCUGCUUCAGCGUCGAAUCCAUCGUAUCGAGUACCGCCGCCGAAGAGAAAGCCGCCAGCAUCACCAUUGCACCUAGACGAAAAGGCGAAGAGCAGUCAAGAAGGAGCAGAGAGCAUCCAAGAAGUGGAAAGGGAAGAGCCUAGAAAACAUCGGGUAGCACCGUCAAUAUCAAGUGUAGGCUACAGCUCGGAGAGUCAUUAUUCUGUGGUCACAUCCGAAUACCACCAAGACCCGAAUCAGACUGCAAACACCACUUUUGCCGGCCUCAACGACUCAUUUGCGUACAAAUAUAACCCUGAAGAUACGACGAUUACGAUACCACCUGUACCCCCACUGCCGAAAGCUGCGUCAACGUCCAGCCUCGCAUCAUCGUCCGCAUACCUCAAUCCACCCUCAAGAGAAACUCGCGAGGCGCAAAAGCACGACCAAGCCCACACGCCAACUCCGACGCCACUCGCGUCGUCGUUUGGCGCACGACUCCGUUCUGGAUCCAAUGCGGCCGCAAACGCCUUUUCCAGCACUGGUGCUGGCCCGAGUACGAGUACGACGGUCAAUGGGCAACCGAAGAAGUCAAAGUUCAAGGUCGUUAACGGGGAUAGGAAUGCCAGCGGCUCGUCAAGUACGGAGGACGGAGUUGAGGAGAUCAUCAAGAGCAAGUCAUUCAAGGACUUAGCCUCUGCAGCCUCCUCUUCCUCGACCUCUUUACCUGCUGCGCCUGUACCCGACCUACCACCACAUGCGGGUGAGAAGGGGCAUCAGAGAGAUGCAUCAAUAUCGGGCACAUCCAACUCGCACUCACAUUCGAACUCGUACUCGACCUCGCAGGCAUCGCACCCUUCCAGCUCAACGUCCCAUUCUGGCCAUGGUUUCUUUAAUUCAAUCUCACAUUCGUUGUCCAACUCCCUACAUUCGCACUCUCACAACACCUCCAAUCCUCCGGCCUCAACAUCUGCGGUUGUUUCUACAUCAGCAGCUGCAUCAGCCUCAACCUCAGCUUUCGCUUCUUCCUCAGCAUCCACUUCUCAACCAACGAUGUCGUCCUCACUGCCUGCAUCGUCGUCCUUAACAUCAGGGUGGCUCUCGCCGAGCCUCCAGUCCUCAUUUGCUACCCCUGGCGCCCCAUCAGGCUGGAAAGCCUCGGCGUCGUCAUUAGCUGGUGGGCUGGUGGGCGCGGUGAAAUCGAAGGUCCUUGGUAGGAAUGGAAGUGGAGGGUCGGACAAGGAGAAAGAGAAAGAGAAGACAUGGUUAGAUAAGGGCAAGGACAAGGAGAGGUUGGAUGAAGGUGUGGGUGGAAGUGGGUCCGGGAGCGAGGCAGGGCUAGAGAAGCAAGGAGAGGACGAAGAAUUCCUCGCCUCUGAAGAGCCCGGAAAUGCAGGAAGGAGCGGGCCAGCAGUAUGGGAGAUGUAUACGAGACCGAGGGCAUCAACGGACGUAUCAAGGAGGGGGCCAGCAGAACCCCCUGCGGCUGCGUCUGCGUCUACGUCUGGUUCGGGUUCUGCAGGGAUGUCCAACGCAAACGCAGGCGCAAGUGCGUCAACGCACUCACUAGUCUCGUCUUCCCAGACACCAGCUUUCGCCGGUCUUCGACGAAAGCCCUCCAAUGCGGACUCUAACACGAACAUGCACGGGAGGAAAAGAUCUCAGUCGCAAUCGUCCUUGCGCUCGCAGCGUUCUGCCGGCUCUCUCCGCGUCGGCAUUGGCGGGCAGUACCAGAAGCAGAAUGCGAGCAUGACGAGUCUGGAGAGCAUACCGGAGGCGUCACCUGCACCAGGUGCUGUGCUUGUUGGUAGGAAUGGGAGUCGAGGAAGGGGCCGGAGCGCGUCAAAUGCGGUCAAUGGGGUGUACGGAAAUUCUAGCAUCAAUGGUCCAUCGGGGUCAAGCACGAGCGUGCACAGUAACGGUGUGGCUGGACCAUCCGGCUCCAGCUCGACCAAUCCGUCACCCCUCAAAAAGGCGCCUGCAUAUGCCCCUCGCCUCUCGCUGCACCAGCACAACGGGAGCGACGACCUCUCGUCCUGGUCGGAGGCGUUGUUGUCUGGAAUUGGUGAUGCCGGAGCAGGAGGUGGCCUAGGGCUGGAUUUCGGCUUGUUCGGGAAGGAGUUCAGUGUCGAUGAUCGGGCGAAAGGCAAGGAGUGGAAUGGGUUCGGCGUUGGGCGGCUCAAGGACGCAGAAAAAGAUACCCCAAGAAGCGCGCCAGCCAGCGGAGCGGGUGCAGUGAAUAUGUUCAGGAUCCAGCAGCAUGCCGCUGCUGUCGCGCGUGCGAGAGGGGCACCAGGACAUGCUCAGACAAUGAGCGUGAGCCAACCCUCAACAGGUACCAAUACAGGUUCGACAUCGACCACGACCACGACAAGAUUGGUUGGUCGUAAGUUUGGUCAGCCAAUCCCCUCAUCGAAGCCACCUCCACGUCUUCCUGUCCCCUCGCGCCCGGACCAAGCUGGCCCAGCCCCGUUACCGCUUCCACCUGUAGGUGCUGGAGCCGCAGGACGCUCGCGCUCGAAUUCGCGCUCUGGGUCUGGCAGGAACUCAACAACGCUAGGAACUUUGCCACAGCCUUUGCCGCUCAACACCCAGGCAAAGGCUUCUUCUAUGAAUGCAGCACUAUCCAACACGCACAACUCGUCCUCUGGCGGCUCCAACGCUCUACCGCCACAAACAGCGGGCAUGCUCAGCCCGACAAGCCUCGCAGACCAGACUUCGCCUGCAGGCUCGUCAGCCGGCCCGGAUUCGGCGCAACUGUGGAACGAAAUCGAGCAGAUGAUGGAUCCCGGCAUGAUGAGCGCGAUUCCGGGUCUACACCUCAGCGUCGCACUGCCACCUGGUGCGCAAGGCGUGUUAAAGAGCGCUGGGUUAGGGAGCUUUGGGCAGGGUGGCUCGGCGUUGGCGAACAUCCAGGCUCAUUCGUCGCUGCCUUCGCCGCCAGUGGGUGUUGCGGCACUUGCCACAAGGGCUCAGGACAGGAGCCCCGCCGUGACAAACGCGAAUUCAAAGGAUCCACAGACAGUGGGCGACCUGGUGGGCUCAUCACCUGCGUUUGAAGAGACGUUCUCGCCGACACUUCCUUUCACACCUGAGGAGGAACGCGUAGCAGGCGUGCGGAAGGCGAAGGCGGAAGGUGCGAAGGGUACUGUACCUCCGCCUGCGGCAAAGCCGAAGCCAAAGAAGAGAGGACGGACGUUAAAGGACGCGUUGGCAAUGGAGAUGGAAGACGAAGGUGAUGAAGACGAAGGCGAUGACAGCGAUGGUAGUGUGUACAGCAACGAAGAAGAGGAUGACGGGUCUGUUGAGCGUCCAAGGUUUGGUCAGGCUGUUUCGAGGAAGAAGGCCGCAGCUGCCAGUGCUAGCGAUGCGAACGUGAAUGGCCGCAUGCCUAGUGCGUCGAGGUCCAGAGAGAGGGACAACCUUAUGGUGGAUGCCCGAGAUACCAACCGCGACUCGACAAGAAGCAGCACGUCAACGUUGACUGUUACAUCAAUGCAUGUACCGACAACCAUCGUGCGGAAUGUCUCGAUUGCCCGCAGAGCAGGGGCAUAUGUCAUCGACCAACCCAGCAGAUCACCUGUUGACCUUAAACAGCCGUCCUACCCACCUUCGCCACUGAACUCCCAAUUUGUUGGCGGUGGUGGAAGCAGUGAAGACUCAGGUGGCUCGUCGAACACAUCCAGCAGCUCGCCAUUGCAGGAACAACCGUUGACAACUCCAACGACAACAGAUGGCGGUGUUGCCUCCCCGCUGCUGUACUACCUCGAUGGGGCACAGACACCCUCGCCAACACCUGACAAGAUCUCGUUCGGCCAACAACCAUUACCGCCCCUUCCCCGUCGACUACCUGUUAUCAAUGAUCGCCACAACGAAUACGUUGAGGAGGAAGACGACGAUUAUGAGCCAUAUCCAGACGAAGAGACCAUGCAAGCCGUUCUCGCUGCAAAUGGCGGUGCUCCUCCUCGUCCAACGAUUGUCAUCAACGACGCACCGCCGUCCGCCCGUCCGCCCAUCGCCACCGCGACUACUGCCACAUCUUCAACAAAUGCGACGCCCCUCUCGCCUUUCCAGCGAUACCGUGGGUGGCUCUCAGCCGUCGUUGCGCCCCUCGAGGAGUUCAUCGACGAGACGGUGGACCCGCGCGACCACUACCUGGACUUGACCGAGAUUGCAGAAGGCGAGAGUGGGUCUGUGUUCGCUGCCGUCCUGAACCCUGUCAAUGCAGGCAAGCUCCGCCUGCCUCCGCUCGUCAAAGCUCAGGACGCAGAGGAACUUGUAAACAACCCCGACGGCAUACGGCUGGUCGCAAUCAAAAGCGUGGCGAUCGUACCAAGUGGGUCACCCAAGCUCGUGGACUUGCAGAAGGAACUGAGCUUAAUGCGAGGGUUGAGUCAUGAGAACGUCUUGGGUAUGGAUGGGGUGUACGUCGACCUGGUGGAGGACAGCCUGUGGGUGCGGAUGGAGCUCAUGGAGAGGAGCUUGGCGGAUAUCAUAGGCCUUGUCGGAAAUGGGCUGAUGUUACAAGAUAGAAUGAUCGCUCGGUUUGCUAGUGACGUGCUGCAUGCUCUAGAUUUUCUCCUGAAACAUAAUAUCGCCCAUCGCGAUGUUCGCUCUGACAAUCUGCUACUCAACAAGCACGGCGUUCUCAAGCUUGCCGACUUCUCCAACGCUGUUCAAGUAACACAGCACUCUCCAAUGCGUUCUGAUAUUGUCGGCGUCGCAUUCUGGCAGGCUCCAGAAGUCCGCAGACCACCCUAUAAUACCCUCAAGGUUGAUGUUUGGUCCCUCGGCGCGACAGUCUGGGAGAUGGCCCAGACAGAGCCUCCCUUUGCUGAAACCCAACAACUUGCCGAGCGCUGGCCGCCCCUCCGCCAGCCCGAACUCUACUCGCCGGCCUUCCACGAUUUCUUACGAAAAUGCUCUGAGCCUGUAUCUUUGAGGCCAGGUCCUACUGAAUUGUUCAAAUCUUCCUUCAUUAACAACGCAUGCGGGCGACAGGUCAUUGUCCAAUUGCUUUCUCAAUGCAUGGCUAUCGAAGGGUCACUUCAGGAAGAGACGAUACCAUGA
This is a messenger RNA of Cyclocybe aegerita, 6024 nucleotides long. The record is from the annotation of a GenBank genome assembly. Lineage: Eukaryota; Fungi; Basidiomycota; Agaricomycetes; Agaricales; Hemipholiotaceae.